GUCCCUCUGGCUUUUCUAUUUUUGAAGUAUGUCAAACGGGGUUUUUCAUACAUCCUUGCAGUACCAGAAAAGGUGCUGAGAAAACUCUCCCACCAUUUGAAAAACCUUUUUUCUUGGGCUUUGCUCCUCAAAACAUUCCCACUUCCUCCUCCUCCUCCUCUCUCUCUCUCUCUCUCUCUCUCUCUCUCCAUAUUUUUACCACACCAAUCCAGUAGAUCCUUCUUCCUCUUGAAAAACUUGACCCUUAAAAGUAAAAAACAGAAAAACAUAGAAAAGAAAAAGAAAAACCCCUAAAAGAAAACUAGAAAUCUCUAGAGGUCUUUUCUAAAGCUUUUGAACACCGAACAGAAACUUUCCUCCCAUUUUCUUCUCACUCUGUUUUUUUUUUUUUUGUCUCUUUUCAGGAUCUAAUUAAUACUUUGUUUGGAAACAAACCCAGAUUCUAGUUUUCUUUAAACCUCUGAAAAACCCAAAAGAUUUUCAAAGCUUUGUGAGUGAGUGAGAGAGUCAUAGUCACAUGUCUACUCAAAUAGACCAACAGCCACCGCCGCUGGCGGUGACCCAGCAAGCCUACACGACCCACUCGGGCCACGGGUCGGUGGGGCCCGUGAUCGCCGUACUUGCAGUGAUAACUAUUCUUGGAGUCAUAGCCGGGAUGAUCGGCCGGCUUUGUUCCGGCCGCCGCAUCAUGGGUCAUGGACAGUACGACUUUGAGAGCUGGGUGGAGAGGAAAUGCUCGUCGUGCCUCGACGGCAGAGUCGACUAUCCCCCGCCGCGCCACCCUGCGCCAACCGCCACCGAAGAGCCUGUGCCGGUGGCCGAGCCGGUGGAAACCCCACAAGAGAUAAAGGAAGAAGAGGAAGCUCAUGAAAAUACAAACGGACAUGGGCAUGGGCAUGGGCAUGGGCAUGGACAUGGUGAAUCUUGACAAGAGAUUAUGGUUAUACUCUAUCUCUCUUUUUCUUUUUCUUUUUUUCUUUUUUUAUGUGAAAUGGGUUCUUCUAAUAAUUUUAGUUUUAUCCUUUAUUUUUAUUUUUUUUUUAUUUUUAGUGUUUGAGUUUAGUUUUUAAUUUUUAUUUUUUUAAUGCUGGUUUUUUCUUUUUCUUUUUCCAAAUUUUCAUGGGGCAUGCAACAUCAAAGAAUGUUCAUUAUGAUCAGCAUGAGAACAUUAUUAUGAGAUUGGUGAUUUUUUCUUUUUCUUUUUUUUUUUUCAUGAAUAUAAUUAAGUAAAAAUUUUGGAGGAAGAAAGAAACUCUAUUUCUCCGUACACCUUUUUGCUUUCCCAUUCUUGUCAGCAUAU
This is a messenger RNA of Corylus avellana, 1300 nucleotides long. RefSeq lists its product as uncharacterized. The record is from RefSeq and is a predicted model, not a curated record. Lineage: Eukaryota; Viridiplantae; Streptophyta; Magnoliopsida; Fagales; Betulaceae.